CAUCAGGAUUAGUGCAGCAGGUAUUUAAGCUCAGUGUGUGUCAGUGUGUGAGAGCAGCAUGCAGCAGAUCUACAGACAGAGCGACCAGCAGCUUGAAGUUUAUACCACCGUCUUCUCCCCACAAGUCUGCAGGUCGCGGACGAGGACGAGACAUGUGGAGGCAGAGAAGGUGGUGGUGGCAGUGACGCAGCACCGCUCCUGCUGGCAGAGGGAGCUGGACCUGAACCAGGGAGACCUGAUCCUGGUUCUGUUUAAGGAGGACGAGACCUGGUGGUUCGGACGGCUGACCAAUGGAAGCGAGGGUUUCUUCCCUGCAGCCUGCGUGCAGCCGCUCCAGGGCGGAGUUUCAUCCAGAGCCACGCCCACACUGCUGAGGAGGGGGUCAGUGCCAGUCGUGAUGACAGCAGGCGCCCCCUGUGGCUGCACGAGUGGUCGCAGCACUCCCAAGCUGCUGAGGAAAAGCAGCAUCCGCCGGCCGCUGGGACUCGACGGGCCCUCAGCGGCGGGGGGGUCGGCAGCUUCUCCUCGCGGCUCCCCCAGCCUCCUCCACCGCGUCCUGGCUAAGUCCAGGAGGAAGAGCUGCCCCCAACUCCCCCACCCUCCCCUGGACACCGGCUCCGUCAAUGUCGCCUUCCAGCCGGACUAAACUGAACACUGACGUGAGGAGUCACAGCUCUCUGACACCUGGACACAUUCAGAUCGUCAUGGAAACAGCUGAUAGUGACCGGCGGCUGAUACGGAUCAGGAAGCUGCAGACAGGAUCGCUCUCAUGCUCCUGCUGUUUCAGUCACUGACAGUCUCACGUAGUUGGCUCGCAGCUUCCACUCGGUCGUUUCCUUUGAAACAACAGUAAUUCUAUUUUUGUCAAAUUCUUCUCGCACAUACAAAGUGCUCGGAUGUAUAACGAGACCUGGAUACAGUGCAGGAACAACCCGCCCCCCUCUCCCUCUGAUUGGCUCACACGCGUUGCCUUUGUUGGUUGGAUUGGUCAGAGUAAGAAUGUCAGGGUGAGCCAAUCAGAAGCAGAGUAAGCCGGACCGUUCCUUCCCUAUCCUGGGAUCUGCAAAGUCUCAUUGGAGGCGGGGCCACGUUCUUAUCGUUGUCGCUCGGUGUAUAAAAACACCUGGACACAUGAUCCAACAUGGCUUCUGUUCAUCCCAAUGACACCGCUCACCUGGCGCUGAAACGUUUGUAGCUUCCAGGUUUACCUCUGUGGUGUGUGGCCCACUGAACAUGUGCAGUAGUGUCUCUCCUGCUGGCCCCGCCCACCAGUUCCUGCUCAGGUUAGACUUUACAUCGUGAUGACGUUGCAGAUUUUUUUAAAAAUUUCUCGGCUUGAGGAAAUAAAAUAUAAACCCUCCCUGUAUCAAAACUUCGUCCUGCCCACAGUUCAGACGUCUCUUUAUGACGGAGGGUUAUGGGGCAAAUGAUUUUUAGGCUGCAGGGAUUUUUUCACCGUAACACAGCGAGUGGCCGCAGUGAGGCUGAGCGGCGUUCCUGAAGGCCUGCGGCUUACCGCAACAUGAAACCAAAACAGCAAAAAUAGUUCGACCUCCUGAGGUAAAAUUUCGUGGAUCUUCCACGUCAUGGGGCCCAAAGAGCAGCCGGACCACAGAAUUCCUCCGGUCGAGUGGCUAACUUCCUGUUUAGCACUCCGCAAAGUUGAAUGAUAAAAUAAUGUCGUGUUGCAGCGCUUCCAGACGUUCCCGGUGUUCCUGGACUGAAUAGAUUUUCGGUGCCAUGACAUCAUCAUGACAGCAGGAAGUUGUAACUCCACCGUUCGGCCAUUUUGUCAAACUGGCUUCAAAGCGUGCAGCUGUUCCUGGGUAAACACCGCCCACGUCAAGUGGACUGAUGUCAGGUCACAUCCAAGUGACUCGUGACUCGUCAGGUCAGAGGACUCGACCUGACGACAUGAGGAAGCUGCGGUCUGUGUUCUCUCUGAUCAGAACAGGCUGAAUGUUAUAAACCCUGCGUGAAGGGUCGACGGCGUCUCGCAGCAGUGAAACGUCUGAUGAGGUCAUUAAUUGAUUCUCAACAGGAAAUGAAACGUAUUGAGUUGCUGGUUUUUACUGCACAACUGUUUAAAUAAAGUGUUCAGU
Epinephelus fuscoguttatus (brown-marbled grouper) is the source of this 2102-nucleotide messenger RNA. Its product is annotated as jouberin. NCBI's taxonomy places the organism in Eukaryota, Metazoa, Chordata, Actinopteri, Perciformes, Serranidae. Gene Ontology annotation, molecular function: protein binding. The transcript is spliced from 5 exons. The coding region runs from base 59 to 646 and encodes 195 amino acids. The record is from RefSeq and is a predicted model, not a curated record.